AGAGCCGAAGGCGGCGGGAACAAUAGCGUGUCUGCACCGCGAAUUUGAAGCUUUUAUGUGUUAAUGUGGCCUGAGAGAACGUUCUCACUGUGAAAGUGACAUAGUGUAGGCAAGGAGAGGAUGGUGGAUUUUUUAACGAUGCCGCUGUAUUAUCUGCUUUUCGUCGGAUUUUUGAAAGCUGUAACAUCAGCUGCAGGUGGAUUAAAAUGGGUUCGAGUGAACGUACCGCAGUACAGAGUACCCGGUGAGGUUGCUCAAUUGCAGUGUGAUUACGACUUGGGAAAUGAUACACUGUAUUCGGUGAAAUGGUACAAGGAACACGAGGAAUUCUACCGAUUUGUGCCAAAAGCAUCACCGCCUGCUAAUUCGUAUAAAGUGGAAGGAGUACAUGUCGAUAUGAGCAAGUCAGACAACAGGAAAGUGGUGCUCCAUCCCGUCAACUGGAAGAGUAGCGGACUUUUUCGAUGUGAAGUGUCAGCGGAGGCGCCAUCUUUUGCUUCGGCACAGAGCGAGGCUCGAAUGGAAGUCGUAUCACUUCCGGACGAGGAUCCUAUCAUUUCCGGCGUGGAGGAACAAUAUGAGAUCGGGGACGAGAUAAACCUGAAUUGCACUUCUGGCAGAAGUCGGCCGGCGUCUAUUCUACACUGGUACAUAAACGAACAACAGAUCCAAAAGGACGAAGCACUCAUCAAAUACCCCAUAGAACAUCACGCAAAAGGUCUAGUCACGACGACAUUGGGCUUGAGAUUCAUUCUGAGCAACAGACAUUUUCUCGGUGGGUCAAUGAGGGUGAAAUGUGUCGCAUCGAUAGCACCACUACUUUUUAGUGAAGAUAGAGAAGCGGUGGUCCAGAGCCUGCCCGUUAUGCGGGACAUGCGGGAGGCCCUUUUACUGGUGAAGAGCGCCUCGAGUCAAAUGGGCGAAUCCAGACUCAGUUGCUUGUCUAUAAGUUUAGUGUUUUAUUUAAUAUUACAAUUUUAUUUUUAAUAAAUAAAACAUACCAAAAAAUAUAAAAACGUUGUAUAAGUGUAACUCUUUUGUGAUCAA
Sitophilus oryzae (rice weevil) is the source of this 1047-nucleotide messenger RNA. RefSeq lists its product as uncharacterized. Lineage: Eukaryota; Metazoa; Arthropoda; Insecta; Coleoptera; Curculionidae. The transcript has 6 exons. Bases 121 to 987 code for a protein of 288 amino acids. The record is from RefSeq and is a predicted model, not a curated record.